Molecule: messenger RNA, 1521 nt
Organism: Phragmites australis (common reed)
Lineage: Eukaryota; Viridiplantae; Streptophyta; Magnoliopsida; Poales; Poaceae
Product: hydroxycinnamoyl-CoA:piscidic acid hydroxycinnamoyltransferase-like
Exons: 2
Coding region: 247-1344 (365 amino acids)
Molecular function (GO): acyltransferase activity, transferring groups other than amino-acyl groups
Source: RefSeq, a predicted model, not a curated record
CUAGCACUAGCUUGUACCCUUUUUGCAGUCUGUUAGCCACGUAAACACCAUAGAGCAUAGAUGCAGCUACUACUCCUGCGGCCCUGCUCACGGGCAAGCGAGAGCGUCUAUAAAUAAGUCGCCGCGGCAUAAGGCCAUUCAGCUUGCACCACACUGCAGUCACUGCUCCCGUCCUGCAGCCUCCCUCCGCUCCGCUCGCACACCACCGGCAGUUAGCGCGCCCGCGGACCGGACAGGACCGAGCACAUGGCGUCCAACGGGCCGUCGGCGCGCGUCCAUAUCGAGGGCCUGCAGACGGCCGUGCCGACGCGCGUGGUGGGGGCCGGGCGGGCGCGCCCCGUGGCCGUGGCCGCGCCCCCGCUCCCCGCGUCCGCGCUGCAGCGCCGCGCCCGGGUGGUGCUCUACUACCGCGCGGACGGGGCGCCGUGUGGGGAGGAGGCGGUGCUGGUGAAGGAGUCGCUGAGCGAGGCGCUGGCCGACCACCCGGAGAUGGCCGGCCGGCUCCGGCGCCACGCGGACGGGUCCUGGGAGGUGAAGCUGAACGACACCGGCGUCAGGCUCGUGCUGGCAACGGUGGAGGCGAACGUGGAGGACUUCGUCGGGGACAAGGACCGGGCGCGCAGGGAGGCCGCGCUCGCGCCGUGGACCGACGUCAACGCGGAGGAUCCCGACGUGAGCGCCCUCUGCUUCAUGCAGCUGACUCGGUUCCAGGGCGACGGGGGCUACGCCGUCGGCGUGAGCUGCAGCCUGAUGCUGUGCGACCCGCUGUCGCUGGCGAGGUUCCUCCUGUCGUGGGCGCGCACGCACGCGGAGAUGAAGGCCCAGAACAAGGCCGCCACCAGCCCGAUGAUGCAGUACGUGAGCUACUUCCAGCGGGCUGACACCAUGACCAGGCGCAUCAAGUCGAUCCCGCUUGACUCCUUCGCCGCCAACGAUAGCAACGUCGAGACCUUGCUCUUCAGAGCCGCCAACACCAGAGGGGCGCACGACCACCGCGCGCUCGCCAGGGCCUGCGUGGACCAGGCGAGCGAGAGGGUCGGCGCUGGCAAGGUGCCGCUGUUCUCGGUCAUCGUCUUCGCCAGAAAGGGCGAAGGGGACGGGCCGGCAGCGAUGAGCGUCGAGACCUGCCAGGCGGAUGAGCAGCAUGGGUCCGGCGGUGCCGAGCAUAAGCUUGAGGUUGCGCAGUGGCAGGAGCUCGGGCUGGACGAGCUCGUGCUCAGGGAGAGCAAGCCCGUGCACGUAUCUUACAGCAUCGAGACCGGCGGCGAUGAAGGGCUUGCGGUCGUGAUGCCUGAUGGCGCUGGGUUUCUGGUCACGGCGACUGUUCCCAAGUGCACCAAUUAAUCGAUCAAGAUUUUAGCUAGUGUGGGAAACGUUUGACUAUCAGGUGCUGAUCUUCUUCAAAAGUAUACGUAUUUGUGGGCGGAGUGUCAGUAAUACUGUAUUGUUGUACCAGAAAUAAACCAUCAAAAUAUAUGUAUUUCCCUUUUCUCGAAGAAAAAAAAUCUGUAUUUACGUACC